UAUUUAAAAAAUAUUUACUUUAUUAUUUGUAAUUUUAUUCUUUUAAAAUUACUAAUUUUGUUAAUAUAUUUGUAAUAUAAUUUCUAUUUAAUAUGUAUAUUUUGUACAUAAAUUCUCAUGUUGUAUUCAAUAUUACCUGUUCUGAAUGACUUUGGACUCGUCAAUGCUUAACUAGCAUACCAUAGGCAUAAAAAUGGCACAAACGAGGCGCGUGCCAGUCUUUGGUUCACGGCCACCUUGUGCAUACCAAUCCAGACUGGAUGAACGUAGUUUACAAAUUCGUAUGACUAGAAUGGAACGGAACAGAAAAUCUGAUAAACCAGAAGAUUUUGUUUGCUAUGAAGACUCAGACGAAGAAGAAGAGAGUACUAUGUCAUUGUGUACUAUGCUAAACUCUUCAUAUAAUUUUGUUGAUUAUAUAAGAAAUCGAGAAUAUGGAAUGCGAGAGUAUCGUUCAGUAAAUCAAAAUCACGGUACAAGGCAUAUUCUCACACAUGACUUAUUCAAAGAACGGUCUAUACCAUUAAAAACAAUGAAUAAAGUUUUUUGUUCGCAAUGGCUUAGCAGUAAGCAAAUUGUCUUUGGUACAAAAUGUAAUAAAUUAAUGGUUUAUAAUGUAAAAUCACAUGAACUGGAUCAAAUACCAUCGAUAAAGGGACGUAUAGAUGAAGCAGCUGAUCAACAAAGUGGUAUUCAUUCAUUAAAAAUUAACCCAUCCAGAACAUUAUUAGCAACAGGAGCAUAUAAUUCUAAUGAAAUUGCUGUGUAUAGAUUGCCGACGUUAGAUCCAAUUGUUUUAGCCGAGGGUGCUCACAAAGAUUGGAUAUUCGACAUUGAAUGGUUGGAUGAUGAAUUUUUUGUUAGUGGAUCACGAGAUACCAAACUUGCGUUAUGGCAAGUUCAAGAUAAAUAUCAAGAAAAGUAUGAUUCUGAUGGUGAUCUUAUACAACCAAUUACUCAAUUUCUCAACCCUGCAGUUAUAAGAAGUUGUAAAACAGCACAAAAAGUCCGAGCAAUCACAUUUAAUAAGAAUUUAAAAGAAAUGGUUACAUUGUCACUAAAUGGAUAUGUUCAUGUUUGGGAUGUUGAGCGUUUUAGACAAAGGUUUUCAAGAAGAUUAUCAUCUUGUCAGGACAAUGUCUGCAUGGCAAUGAAAAAUGAUAGUAGUUUAUAUGCUGUUGGAUGUCGUUCAUAUACACUAUUACUUGAUGCUAGAACUUUACAUACCAUAAAGAAAAUCCCUGCUAGAUAUAGUGGAUGUGGAAUUAGGUCUUUAAGUUUCCAAGAUAAUGUAAUCACAAUCGGAACAGGUGUUGGUGUUAUAAUGUUCUAUGAUAUUCGGGCAGGAAAGUACUUAGAAUCCAGUAUUAAUUCCAGUAGAGCAGUUGUUUUAAAAACAAGUAGAGGUUAUGUUUAUCCUGAUGAAGAUUUCAUGGUGGAUCAAGGGUUCCAACAAGUCAAAUAUACACCAGCAAUUUAUACACAUUGCUAUGAUUAUUCAGGAACAAGAUUAUUUUCUGCAGGUGGACCGUUACCAGCUAAUUUAUGUGGCAAUUAUGCAGGCUUAUGGCAAUAAUAUUACUACAAUUUAUUGUUUAAAUAUUAUUUGUAGUAUUUUCAUACUACAUAAACACAUUUUACCGACAAUGGAUAAAAUAUUUCAGUAUUUUGUGAGUGGCAUUCCUUGAGUCAUUAAAAACUAUGUGCAAAAUAUUGAACUAUUUAAUUGUACAAGCAAAUUAA
This is a messenger RNA of Rhopalosiphum padi (bird cherry-oat aphid), 1743 nucleotides long. It is a transcript of the gene DCAF12, whose product is annotated as DDB1- and CUL4-associated factor 12 homolog. The record is from RefSeq and is a predicted model, not a curated record. Lineage: Eukaryota; Metazoa; Arthropoda; Insecta; Hemiptera; Aphididae. Gene Ontology annotation, molecular function: protein binding. Gene Ontology annotation, cellular component: Cul4-RING E3 ubiquitin ligase complex. Bases 194 to 1576 code for a protein of 460 amino acids. The transcript is spliced from 7 exons.